UUUCUGCGAGAGGAAGACGACGACGCGAGCGCGCUCCCCGCCGCGGCACCGCGAGUGUCGGUCCCCCUUCCCGCAGCCCUCCGCCCUCCUCUAGGCCAGCCCGCCCUCUCUGACCUCGGUGACCCUGCUGGCCCCGCCCACCCUCUCGACGUGGUUCCCGCCGUGGGGGAAGUAUUUGAUGACGCCUCACCUGGAAAGCAGAAAGAAAUCCAAGAACCAGACCCUACCUAUGAAGAGAAAAUGCAAACCGACCGAGCAAAUAGAUUUGAGUAUUUAUUAAAGCAGACAGAGUUGUUUGCACAUUUCAUUCAGCCUGCUGCUCAGAAGACUCCAACCUCACCUUUAAAGAUGAAGCCAGGGCGCCCACGAAUAAAGAAGGAUGAGAAACAGAACUUACUCUCAGUUGGCGACUAUCGACACCGUAGGACGGAGCAAGAGGAGGAUGAAGAAUUACUAACAGAAAGCUCCAAAGCAACCAAUGUGUGCACUCGAUUUGAAGAUUCUCCCUCAUAUGUCAAAUGGGGUAAACUAAGAGAUUAUCAGGUCCGAGGAUUGAAUUGGCUUAUUUCUUUGUAUGAGAACGGCAUCAAUGGUAUCCUUGCAGAUGAAAUGGGUCUGGGGAAGACUCUUCAAACCAUUUCUCUGCUUGGAUACAUGAAACACUAUAGAAACAUUCCUGGUCCUCAUAUGGUUUUGGUUCCUAAGUCUACAUUACACAACUGGAUGAGUGAAUUCAAGAGAUGGGUACCAACACUUAGAUCUGUUUGUUUGAUAGGAGAUAAAGAACAAAGAGCUGCUUUUGUACGGGAUGUUUUAUUACCAGGAGAAUGGGAUGUGUGUGUGACAUCUUACGAGAUGCUUAUUAAGGAGAAGUCUGUGUUCAAAAAAUUUAACUGGAGAUACUUGGUUAUAGAUGAAGCUCAUAGGAUCAAAAAUGAAAAAUCUAAGCUGUCAGAAAUAGUGCGGGAAUUCAAGACCACAAAUCGGCUGUUACUCACUGGAACACCUCUGCAGAAUAACUUACAUGAGCUGUGGUCACUUCUGAAUUUUUUGUUACCAGAUGUGUUUAAUUCAGCUGAUGACUUUGAUUCCUGGUUUGAUACCAACAACUGCCUUGGGGAUCAGAAGCUAGUUGAGAGGCUUCAUAUGGUUUUGCGUCCAUUUCUUCUUCGUCGAAUUAAGGCUGAUGUGGAAAAGAGUUUGCCUCCAAAGAAGGAAGUCAAAAUCUACGUAGGUCUCAGCAAAAUGCAGAGGGAAUGGUAUACUCGGAUAUUAAUGAAGGAUAUAGACAUACUAAACUCAGCAGGAAAGAUGGAUAAAAUGAGGUUAUUGAAUAUCCUAAUGCAGUUGAGGAAGUGCUGUAAUCACCCAUACCUCUUUGAUGGAGCAGAACCUGGUCCACCUUACACAACAGAUAUGCAUCUGGUUACCAACAGUGGCAAAAUGGUGGUACUAGACAAGUUGCUCCCCAAAUUAAAAGAACAAGCUACACUGGAGACUGUGAUUGGGAGGUUGAUAUCUGAAGUCUAUCAAGGCAGAAUGGACCGAGCUCACAGAAUUGGACAGACGAAGACAGUCAGAGUGUUCCGCUUUAUAACAGAUAACACAGUGGAAGAAAGAAUAGUGGAACGUGCCGAGAUGAAACUCAGACUGGACUCAAUAGUUAUUCAGCAAGGGAGGCUUGUAGAUCAGAAUCUGAACAAAAUUGGGAAAGAUGAAAUGCUUCAAAUGAUACGACAUGGAGCCACUCAUGUAUUUGCCUCAAAGGAGAGUGAAAUCACUGACGAGGACAUCGAUGGCAUUCUGGAAAGAGGUGCAAAGAAGACUGCAGAAAUGAAUGAAAAGCUCUCCAAGAUGGGUGAAAGCUCCCUUAGGAACUUCACAAUGGACACUGAGUCAAGUGUUUAUAACUUUGAAGGGGAAGACUACAGAGAAAAACAAAAGAUUGCAUUCACAGAGUGGAUUGAACCUCCUAAGCGAGAGAGGAAGGCGAACUACGCUGUCGAUGCCUACUUCAGGGAAGCGCUUCGAGUCAGUGAACCGAAAGCACCCAAGGCUCCUAGACCUCCAAAACAACCCAAUGUUCAGGAUUUCCAGUUCUUUCCCCCCCGUUUAUUUGAAUUAUUGGAAAAAGAAAUUCUGUAUUACAGAAAAACUAUUGGGUACAAGGUACCUCGAAGUCCUGACCUACCUAAUGCAGCCCAGGCCCAGAAGGAAGAACAGCUCAAAAUCGAUGAGGCAGAACCACUUAAUGAUGAAGAAUUAGAAGAAAAAGAGAAGCUUUUGACACAGGGAUUUACUAAUUGGAAUAAGAGAGAUUUUAACCAGUUUAUCAAAGCCAAUGAGAAGUGGGGCCGUGAUGAUAUUGAAAACAUAGCCAGAGAAGUGGAAGGGAAAACUCCAGAAGAAGUCAUUGAAUACUCAGCUGUGUUCUGGGAAAGAUGCAAUGAGCUCCAGGACAUAGAGAAGAUCAUGGCUCAGAUAGAGAGGGGAGAGGCAAGAAUCCAAAGAAGAAUAAGUAUCAAAAAAGCACUUGAUACAAAGAUUGGCCGGUACAAAGCACCUUUUCAUCAGCUGAGAAUAUCGUAUGGCACUAACAAAGGGAAAAACUACACUGAAGAGGAGGAUCGAUUUCUCAUCUGCAUGCUUCACAAACUCGGAUUUGACAAGGAAAAUGUUUAUGAUGAAUUGCGACAGUGUAUUCGAAACUCCCCUCAGUUCAGAUUUGAUUGGUUUCUUAAGUCCAGAACUGCAAUGGAACUACAGAGGAGGUGUAAUACCCUAAUUACCUUGAUUGAAAGAGAAAACAUGGAACUAGAAGAGAAAGAGAAGGCAGAGAAAAAGAAACGUGGACCAAAGCCUACAACACAGAAACGUAAGAUGGAUGGAGCACCUGAUGGUCGAGGGAGGAAAAAGAAGCUGAAACUAUGAAUGCGUAUUUGUUUCAUAAUCACUAACUUUAAACUAGUAGUUCUUUAAUUUACGGGUCUUCAUAAGAUGUACUGUACAAUGCUGAAUUGUUAUGUCAUUCAAAGACAUCAGGUUCAUCUGUUUACUGAGCUAGAAACGUAGUAUGUAGUUUCACUUUUUUAAAUGCAACAGCUGUGCUGAAAAUUUUUUUAUCAUUAACUUGAAGUAAUAAAAUAGGCUUCAUUUAUUAAUAAAUGUUUCAUUUGAUUUAUUUUUCUAUUACAGUUCCAUUUGUGAAGUUUGUGGUUUUUUGUUAUCAGCUAUGAUUUCUACACUUGUGUGGCUUAAAACCAAGCAAACAAGUAACGACAUUGCAGAUAGCGCUUGUCCCUUUGCCCCUCCUCACUUAGUGGUGGAAUUGCUUUAACUCCCUUUGCCUUUGCAGAAAUGUUGGUAUUUUCUUUGUAAUGUUGUUGAGUCUCAUCAAAAGAUCAUGUAAACUCCAUUCUCCUUGCUUCUUGUAGAACAGGGGGAAAGACAAGCAAAUGAUCAUUUCUGUGCAUAUAUCUGUUGCGCUUUCUUUCUUUUCUGUAGUUGGCUCUGGAGUAAAGAUGCCCUCCUCUGUUGGACGGAUGGCCUUUUAGUUGUAUAGCCAAAGACAUUUAGUAUUACACCAUUUUGUAAAAGGAAUAUUUUUUUUUAAGUAUUUGGUAAAUAUUUUGACAAAUGAUCUUCCCACACAGCCACAACUUAGAAAGAUAAUGUCAGAACUAAGGUGAUUUUUUUUUUAUUUUGAAAGAAUCAGCCAAACUAAGGUAUGACCUUACCAUACUGUUAAAAUUGGUAACAGAAUGUAUCCCCUCCCAGUUGAUAGUAUUUUUGAGUUUUUAGGGUAAAUGCAAAUUUUAUUUUAUUAUAUUUUAACAUAAUUUCUAAGUGUUAGCAGGAUUGAGUAUAGUUCUAGUUUUUAUUUCUAUGGAACAGACUUGAUGAACUGGAGACCCUGAAGCAGGAAUACCCAAAUUGUAGUGUCAGGAUUUUAGCUGUACCAGAGGCCUUUAUGUGCUACACAUAAUUUGUAUAAAGUUUUAUAUGUGCAAAUUGGGUACAUAAACAGUUCUCCAUUUUUCUAAGGGAAUGCAAUAAAUGUAGCAUCGUGAAUAAAUAUAACUUUUAUAAUCCUUAA
Messenger RNA from Dipodomys ordii (Ord's kangaroo rat), 4096 nucleotides. It is a transcript of the gene Smarca5, whose product is annotated as SWI/SNF related, matrix associated, actin dependent regulator of chromatin, subfamily a, member 5. The annotation marks the transcript as partial. The record is from RefSeq and is a predicted model, not a curated record. The transcript has 23 exons. Gene Ontology annotation, biological process: nucleosome organization; regulation of transcription by RNA polymerase II. Gene Ontology annotation, cellular component: chromatin; nucleus. Gene Ontology annotation, molecular function: histone binding; DNA binding; ATP binding. Lineage: Eukaryota; Metazoa; Chordata; Mammalia; Rodentia; Heteromyidae.